AUGUUUCCCGCUAUGCAUUGUGGGCGGAAGACGUCCGGCAGAAUAUUUUAUUUGCGCAUGCGCACACGUAUUCCUUCCUUUCUAACAUCCGAGCAAACGAGACAAGAUGGGUCAUCAGCAGCUCUAUUGGAGUCAUCCUAGAAAAUUCGGUCAGGGAUCCCGAUCCUGCCGGGUAUGCUCGAACAGACACGGUUUGAUCCGUAAAUACGGGCUCAACAUGUGCCGCCAGUGCUUCAGGCAGUACGCGAACGACAUCGGCUUUGUCAAGCUGGACUAAAUGCAUUGGAUGCUGAAGGUUCCCCAGGAGGUCAAACCAACUGGGAACGGGAUGAUCCAGCAAUGAAAAUAAAUGUUUUCUGUUCUA
This is a messenger RNA of Oncorhynchus keta (chum salmon), 364 nucleotides long. Its product is annotated as 40S ribosomal protein S29. Lineage: Eukaryota; Metazoa; Chordata; Actinopteri; Salmoniformes; Salmonidae. Gene Ontology annotation, biological process: translation. Gene Ontology annotation, molecular function: structural constituent of ribosome; zinc ion binding. The coding region runs from base 107 to 277 and encodes 56 amino acids. The transcript is spliced from 3 exons. The record is from RefSeq and is a predicted model, not a curated record. Gene Ontology annotation, cellular component: cytosolic small ribosomal subunit; ribosome.